Trypanosoma rangeli is the source of this 1677-nucleotide messenger RNA. RefSeq names its product ubiquitin hydrolase. Bases 1 to 1677 code for a protein of 558 amino acids. Gene Ontology annotation, molecular function: cysteine-type deubiquitinase activity; cysteine-type endopeptidase activity. The transcript has a single exon. NCBI's taxonomy places the organism in Eukaryota, Euglenozoa, Kinetoplastea, Trypanosomatida, Trypanosomatidae. The record is from RefSeq and is a predicted model, not a curated record. Gene Ontology annotation, biological process: protein deubiquitination. Gene Ontology annotation, cellular component: cytosol; nucleus.
AUGUUACCCAGCGAGAGCAAUGAAACCCCUGCAGACGGGGUGGAGGGAACACUGCCGUACGUUGGGCUCGUGAAUCAAGGCAGCACGUGUUACUUGAACUCCAUCAUUCAGGCCCUCUUUCAUCUGCCAUCCUUUCGCCGGACGCUGUACCAUAUGGUGCUCCCCGAUCAUGACCCUGUCAUAUUGGCGUUGAGGAAUAUAUUUGCACAACUUCACUGUGAGACACCGCUCAUCUCCACGAAUGAGCUGACAGACGCCUUUGGCUGGGGCAACGAUCACGCGUGGGUACAGCACGAUGUGCACGAAAUGAUGCAGAAGUUGUUUGAUCGUCUCGAAAUUAUUUGUAAGGGAACUCCCCACGAGAAUUUUAUUCGUGAUCUUUUCUACGGUGAAUUAACAUACAUCACACGUACCGUAGACGGUGUUGACUAUACUUCGUACCGAAACGAGGGUUUUUACGACGUUGAAUUGCUUGUAAAAAACAUGGAAAACAUCUAUGAAUCUUUUGAUCACUGGGCAAAACCAGAACGCAUUGAGGGAGUUUCACUGGAGAUAAAAAAAGGAGGACCAUGCACGAACCACACCAUUGAGCGAAGCCAGCGUUUUGUACGUCUUCCACCAGUUUUACUCAUUCACCCCAAUCGAGCAGAGUUUUCUAUGGAGACCUUCACUGUGCGAACACUGCCUGGGAAGUGGACCUUUCCAACAACGCUUAACCUUGAGCCGUAUCUUGUUUCAAGAGAGACAGAAGGAAGUGAGGCAACACCCUUGAGUCCUCUCUAUGAACUACGCUCUAUUGUUGUACACCAAGGCAUCGCCGAGAAUGGACAUUAUUUUGCGUGUGUUCGCUUUGGGGAGCAAUGGGUUUGUUUUAACGAUAUGUAUGUGACCCGCGUUUCGGAAGCUGAGGUCAUGCGCUCAGCUUUUUGCAGCGGCGAAACGGAGGGGUGCUUUAAAGUCUUCAAUGAGCGGGCGACACUACUUGUAUAUGUCAAUGCAUUGUCGGUAAAAGAGGUACUAACGGAAUAUCUCGUUCCUGCGCACAUUAAGGCCAUUGCAGAGGAAAUUGUCGCUGGACGUGAACGAAUAUGGAGGGAUAAAUCUGAGAGUGUUGAGUUUAGCUACAUUACAGAAGUAGAGUCCCUUGUGAGGGCUCUCGAUGAUAGCAACGUCAUCUCGGUUCAUGUGGAAAGCACAACAGUUCCCACCUUCUUUUGCAUAGAGGAAGUCCAUGCUGCUAUUGCUAAAGACAUUGGCCAAACUCCUGAUAGAAUUCGUGUGUGGAUGUACGUUGACGUUCCUCCUAGAGGCAAUCGUGAGGCGCGCCCCCACAAUGAUGUCCGUUGUUAUGGAGAUAUUUUUGUGGAGGUUCUUGCGGACAAAAAAGAGAAGCCUUCCAACAAUUUAGUUGAAGAUGCCUUUUUUGCUCUUGUUCGCAUUGUAGACACGGGAUCACUGGGACCCUGCAACAUCGUUCACUCUCGUGGAGAGUUGGAGCAGCUCAUACAUGGAACUGAGAAGGAAACCAAGUGUUUGCUUUGCGCCCACGGCUCAAUUUUGUGGGAGGUUCCAGUUGCGGGAGUCCCGUUGGGUGGCAAUGUCAUUUUGUGCCCUGCACCAAUGUCCAACGAGGGCGUGUUGGAGCUGCUGCGUCAGCGCAGGCUGAUGGAGGCUUAA